CUUCACACCAUUUCGUUUACAGCAGGUGCUUAUUCACUUGUAUCUCUAGGUUUUCGUAUAGUUUUCAACCCUUAUCGGAGUUCGUUUUGCUUAGUGGUGCCAAAAAUAAAACUCGAAAAUGACCAGUAUAGAAACAGUGGGAACUGUGGUGUUAAAGUUUCUAAAACUCGCCAUAAACAUCAUAUGCAUCUACCUCUACAGAACCGGCACAGAUGGUACCUUCCUUGGAGUCGGUGGUACCUGGAAUAUGGCCGAGAAUAAAAAUGCGGACGCAGAAAUUUUCGCGUCCGGAAUUUUUAUCGGUUAUUUGAUUUAUACUUGUGCUUCGUUGGUGUCGUUGUGUUUUGCUGCUGGUGAUCAUAAAAACACCUUCACCGAUAUUCUUAUGAAUGUUUUUGGAAUCUUCCUCUGGAUUGCUGUAGGAGCCACUGCUCUUCACUAUUGGCACGGAUACCUCAGCGAACAUAAGUACACGUAUGUGAAUUCAGAAAGACAGGUCGGAUUGGCAUUGGGGUCCCUUUGUGUUUUGAACGGUGCAGUCUACCUGAUCGAUAGCGUUAUUUCGGUUAUUUUCCUAAUAAAGGCCAAAUUUAAUUAGGAUAGUCGGUCAAUACUAAAAGUUAUCUGAAUACGUUUUUUUAUGAAAGUUAAUUUUAAGGUAUUUUUAUUUGAGAAUGCAGCUUUUAUACAAAAUUCAAAUUAAACGGGAUUUUUUUCAGUAUUUAUAACUAGAUAAGGUUAAUCAUGAGAAUAGUAUGAGCCAAAAAAUAGUUAAAAGACUUAUCUCUUUAAAUCUGUACAAAAGUUAAAAGUAAAGAAUAUUAGUUGGGUUUUAAAAUAGCUUAUUUUAG
This is a messenger RNA of Anthonomus grandis grandis, 851 nucleotides long. It is a transcript of the gene Ssk, whose product is annotated as protein snakeskin. The record is from RefSeq and is a predicted model, not a curated record. Gene Ontology annotation, biological process: septate junction assembly. The transcript has 4 exons. Lineage: Eukaryota; Metazoa; Arthropoda; Insecta; Coleoptera; Curculionidae. The coding region runs from base 119 to 598 and encodes 159 amino acids.